GUAGGUGCAUGGAAUUAGCUGCUGUGGGAGGUUGGUGAGGCAAAUAUUAUCUUGGUGCUUUUGUUCUGGGUGUCCGUUCUGCAAACAUUAAAUAGUGGAGGUAACGGCUUAAACCCUCCACCCCAAUUGUCCUGGAAUAGAGUCCACUCCACGGGAACUUGAUGAUGGUGAGGUACAAUUUCACAUUGAGGAAUCCAUACAAAUACUUUAGCUGUAAAAGGAAGUUUGAGGUUCCUAUUUCCUGUAAAAUGCAUUUGUAGUAAGUCCCCUUCUUAGAGUGAUUGUGUUCAACAGCUUUGAAGCAACAAAGCCACUGAAUUAAGUUGGUGCUAUGUUUCCAGGAUACGAUCAGUGUGCCUCUAAACUCUAAAGGAUCGGUCUGAAAUGUCCCUAUUCAUUAUGGCAAAGAAGGGGCUUGCUUUAAUCUUCAGUGAAAGAAAAGCUAAUAACUAUAUCAAGUCCAGCUCUUGCAAUGCUUUCCCCUUGUUGCAAGAUGUAUCAAUGUACAAUGUGCAUGGAUGUAUUUUUACAAGGUGCAAGCUGUAACUUGCCAGUACCUUUUAAUAAAAACUUGACUAACCAGUAGCUCUAAAUAAGUACGUUGCCUCCAAUGGAAGUAAACCUCUGGUAGAAAAUAAACAAGCAACUGGUGUUAACUGGUGUUAACUUGCUGUUAACUGGCUUUCUCAAGUCAGCAGGUAUAAGCCAGGGAUAAACCAGGCAGUUUUCCAGCACCAGGUGCUGUGCACUGGAGCUGAGCCGUACACAAUGUAGCUCUGUAUAGCGUGAGAUAGAGUGGGGGAAGGCUGGACUGCAUGCUUGACAUGAAACGGCAGGAGACAUUUGAAAGGUCAGCGCGGUGUACCUCCGCUGAGGCAGGACGGCGCAUCGGGAGUCAUACAGGGAGCUGUCGCCAGGGAGCUGCUCAAUCGGACUGCACCGAGGAGCACUUUGAAGAUUAUGGAGAAAGCAACGAGAAUGACUUUGCAUCAAGCAGUUUCUGUCAGGAUGGAAGCAUAAGCAUCAAUGGCCACUUAAAUCGCUCGGCAUUGCUUUGUCCCAGUGAUCAUUUUACUUCAACUUUACAAAGUAUCAUUGGGGAAGAGAUGCUGGAGUUUUACUGCACUCAGUGUCAUAAACAAAUCAAUCGCCUGGAAGAUCUGUCUGCUCGAAUCAGCUGUCUUGAAAUGAAUAGCCCCAUCAUGAGACUGGGCAGCAAGAAGGUGGCUCGGCAUCUCCAGCAGAACAGCACAGCCAGCAGUGACAGCAUGGAGGACCUGUCCACCAGCACCUUCGACCAGCUACCCGCCGACCUCUCGGACCAGGUGAUAUUCCUGGAGAAACGAGUGACGGAGCUGGAACAGGAGAACACAGCCAACGGAGAGGUGCACGGCCGCCUGAAACAAGAGAACCUGCAACUGGUGCAUAGGGCCAAUGCUUUGGAAGAGCAGCUAAAAGAGCAGGAGAACAAGUCUGAGGAGAUGUUACUGGAGGAAAUCAAGAAGCAGAAAGAUGUUCUGAGCAAGGUGGAGAGGGAGCAAGUGAUCGAGAUGGAGAAUCUACACACCAGGUUGCAACAGCUGGACGAGGAGAACAGCGAGCUGCGGGCUUGCAUUCCCUGCCUGCGGGCCAACACGGAGCGGCUGGAGGAGGAGAAGCGGAAGCUGUUGGAUGAAAUGGAUGAUCUGAUGCAGAAGCUGAAGGAGGAGCAGGAGAACAACCAGAAGCUGUCGGAUAAACUCUGGCACAAGAAAUACCAAUUCCAGAAGGAGAAGGAAACCACUCAAGAGCUCAUCGAAGAUCUGCGCAAGCAACUGGAGCAGCUACAGCUCUUCAAGCUGGAGGCGGAGAGGCUGCGGGGCCGAUCCAGCAGCAUCGGGCUGCAGGAGUACAACAGCCGCAACCGCGAGGCUGAGCUAGAGCAUGAGAUCAAACGCCUCAAGCAGGACAACCGAAAUCUGAAGGAGCAAAACGAUGAGCUGAACGGGCAGAUUAUCAACCUGAGCAUCCAGGGGGCAAAGAGCCUUUACACCACGUCCAUCUCGGAGUCCCUGGCUGCGGAAAUCAGCUCAGUGUCCAGGGAUGAACUUAUGGAUGCAAUUCAGAAGCAGGAAGAGAUAAACUACAGGCUACAGGACUACAUUGACCGGAUUGUUGUUGCAAUCAUGGAGACGAAUCCUGCAAUUUUAGAGAUCAAACAAGCGGAGGAGGCCCAUUCCUAGCCUCCCGGGACCAGUGUACAAACAGUAGCUCUUCUGUCACUUGUGUGUAAAUGGUCAGGCAAUUUGGCUGCAGAAUUCUGUCCUAACUCUUGAACCACGGACCUGUGUAAACCCACACAGCAUUCACUUUGUCUUCCUGUCCGUGUGCCAAGGUACGACAGGCAGUUGGUAAUUUCUUGCAGGUUUUCUGUUUUCCGUUUCCAGUCGCUCUUGUGUGAGGAUCGCAGAAUGGUCGUCAUGUCUCCCCAGGACCAAAAUACCCAGCUAAUGGCCGGUAACAGUAAAUCGUGUCACUAAAAUGCAGUGAACCAAGUCAACACAUUGAUGAUAAUGGGGUGCGGGGCAGUGGGGAGCAGCCUGCAUAAGGCCGGACUCAGAGUUCAUGUCAGUGGGAACCUAAAUAAUGCUGCACCCACUCUGAGCUCUACUGCGGGACUCCAUUCUACAAGGAGCAGCUAGUCGGCUUCUCUGCAGGGUUGGCUGGGGGGGUGGGGAAUCCAGAUUUAUGUCCUCAAAUCCAGCCUUCCUCCGGUCUAUAACCCAACUCAAUGGUCACACCUUGAACCUGGGAUCUGACUCCAGCCUUUGUUUAGGGUCAUGAACCUACUCAUUGCCCCUCUAGGAAUGUCUUCCUGCCCUUUUACUCCAUGCUCGACAAGUUUUCUUUCAGUUGUGCAAUGAUGUUGCCUGGCAUUUGCAAGAAGUCUGAUCAACACUCUGCUGCAGGACUUGGCCGGUGUACUGGCCUGACUCGUGUCUUGUCAGGCUUGUGGUUAUCUGCCUGCUGCAAGGACUGACUGUAUUGCGCACACCCCAGGUCUGCCACAACAGGCCGUUGAUGUGAAGAGACUUGAUGUCCUAAUCCAGGGACUGCAUCACAAACCACAUUCCCUUGAUCAGUGUGCACGAGUUCUGUACUAGUUGUGCAUUUUUCCCCACAAAUCACUACACGCCAAUUGCACUCCAAUUGCACUCCAAGUACCAGUAGCACCAGAAACACUGAUGGCUUUGUACAACAUUUGACAAUGACACUUAUAACUGACACCAGGUGUGUACACACCUGAUCGCUAUUCUUGCCUCACCAUUGUUGCACUGAUCGUUGUUUGACAUGGCUGUCCGGUGAUGCUCGCUGACAUAGUCCUUGUUUCUGUACACUCUCCUAGUUCACCCACUCAUCGCAUCUGAGGUCGGUGCAAAUCAGCCCAGGUGCCCAGUGACACUACAAUAUUUAUUGAGUAUUUAUUUACUCCAUUUUUUCCUAAAAUAAAUCACCUGAGCACUUUUAACACCCAAUAGCUGAGAGCAUGCCUACUUGCUGGUUAAAAAUGAAUGCAGGAGUUGAGAUCUAUAUAUUCAACAAGAGGUGGGAGAGUUGCAGUCAGUAGUUGCCACUGGUAUUGUGUGUGUUUAAUCCACAAGACUGCCCAGCUCGGUAAUACCGACUCCUCUCCCUUUGCAGCAUUGUGGUAAGCUGCUGUUCAGGACCCUUCCUCAUCUCAGUCUUGGUGGUUGCCUAGAGGAAAAUUGUUGAGAGAUUGCAAAGAAUGCCCAUUCCUUGGCUAGCCCAGAUAACUGGUGCCUUGCAUCCAUGUGGAUGAGGGAACGGAUUGCAGAUUGUGGCUCCCUCGUUCAGCAACAAUGGCUGCUAGUGCUGGAGUAUUGUUUUUCAGUCCAAGUUUUCUUUAACCUUGUGCAAAGAUGUUCUGUUACAUGGCGAGGCCUUGGGUGCUUCAGCUCUGAGUUCUCCCAGUACCUCUUGUAUCUGAUGCAAGGCAUUGCUGUCUGCUUGUAAACUUUGCUGCAUUGUCUCUUGUGUAAAUCAAUGUAUAUUUUGAAUUUUCUAUCCUUUACAGUAGAAAGUUAUUUUUUAUAGAAUGAAGGCAGAUUUGUACUGGAGUCUGAUAACCAGUGCAUUCAGUGGAAUCACUUGAGAGCUUCUCAAUUUUGUAAAGUCAAUAGAUUGUGUCUGUAUAUAGUAAGAAACUGAGAAGGAAGCAGGUUCAAUGUUGAUUUCUUUAUGGAGAAUGCAUUAACUCGCACUUGCUACCAUGAAGAAGAUGAUACUGUCACAAUGUAUAAAAUGUCUUAAAUGCAAAUAGUCUUAUCAAUGUACUGUCCUGACAAUUGAAAACCAAUGUGAGAUUUAGCUCAAACUGUUUUUAAAGAAAAUUCUGAUACUGGUUUGUGUACUGUUUCAUCACCAGAGCUAAUCUAAGCAUCAAUACUUGCUGUUUAUACAGAAGCUGCCUGACGACCAGGGAAUUAACAUUGCAUUGAUCAUCCAUGGUAAUUGUGAUUGUACAGAAAUACAAGGUUUGCACAUCUGUAUAGACUGGCUUUUUUGGUGCAGGGAUAUGGAAUGAAUGGUGAUGUGGCUACUGUAAGCAUCCAGACACUGACUAAUUAAAAUCGACAGCAAUAA
Messenger RNA from Leucoraja erinaceus (little skate), 4644 nucleotides. It is a transcript of the gene rab11fip3, whose product is annotated as RAB11 family interacting protein 3 (class II). Gene Ontology annotation, cellular component: midbody; endocytic vesicle; cleavage furrow. NCBI's taxonomy places the organism in Eukaryota, Metazoa, Chordata, Chondrichthyes, Rajiformes, Rajidae. Bases 816 to 2222 code for a protein of 468 amino acids. Gene Ontology annotation, biological process: endocytic recycling; regulation of cytokinesis. The record is from RefSeq and is a predicted model, not a curated record. The transcript is spliced from 12 exons. Gene Ontology annotation, molecular function: calcium ion binding.